AACUAGUGUCUUCAAAAAUAAAUGAAAUUUGAAAUUUUGUUCGUUCUUUAGUAGGAUGUUUGUGUUCUAUGAUGUAUGUAUGUUAGGCAAAAAAUCGAACGAUCCCGACACGGUCACAGUCGGCCCCCUCAACUCACGAGUAGAUGAGGUGUGGACAAGUGUGUGAACACGUAAAAAUCUGUCUCUUCAGGCUUUCGCUUGAGAAACUAAAAACAGUUAUGGGUCAAGCUGAGAAACACUUUCUUCUGUUCGUCCAUAACAAUUCUGACUAAACGCGGUCGUGUGAGCGUAUUUAGUUGAGGACGUCGACGCACUUAAGAUCUUCAGCGGCCUUGCACAGACGGGCAGCCAUGGCUUCUUCUCCGGCACGGAGGGCGGCACGAGGAUCGUAGUACUUCUUGUUGGGCUUGUCCUCUCCCUCAGGGUUUCCGAUUUGUCCCUGGAGGUAGUCGUGGUACUUGGCUUCGUAUUCACGAAUUCCGUCCCAGAAGGCCCAUUGGGUGUCGGUGUCAAUGUUCAUCUUGAUGACUCCGGCCUCGAUCGCGUACUGGAUAUCUUCGACAGAAGAACCCGAACCUCCGUGGAAGACGAACUUCAUGUUCUUCUCCUCACCGUUGUCGAGCUUCUCGGCGAAGUACUUCUGGGUGUUGUGAAGGAUUUCGGGUCGAAGUUCGACAUUUCCAGGAGCGUAAACUCCGUGGACGUUUCCGAAGGAAGCGGCACAGGUGAAGGCAGCGUUCUCGACCUGGGAGAGUUGUUCGUAGGCGUACCAAACUUCCUCAGGCUGGGUGUAAAGACGGGAAGCGUCAACAUCGGUGUUAUCGACACCAUCUUCCUCUCCUCCGGUAACACCGAGUUCGAAUUCAAGAAGGAUGUCCAACUUGGCGAACUUUUCCAUGUAGUCCUUGCAGAUGCUGAUGUUCUCUUCGAGGGAUUCCUCGGAAAGAUCGAGCAUGUGGGAGGAGAAAAGAGGCUUUCCGUUCUCCUUGUAGAACUUCUCGUUUUCGGCGAUCAAACCGUCCAUCCAUGGCAACCAAGCCUUUUGGCAGUGGUCGGUGUGGAGGACGACAGGAACUCCGUAAAGUUCAGCGACUUCGUGGACGUGCUUGGCGGCAGCGACGGCUCCAGCAAUGGAGGCCUUGUCGUCGGUGUCGUCGGCGGCCUUUCCGGCGAUGAAGUAACCACCUCCCUUCGAGAAGGUAACCAUGAUGGGGCCUCCAUACUUCUUGGCGGCUUCCAUGCAGGCAUUGAUGGAAGAACUUCCAACAACGUUUACUCCUGGGAUGGCGAAUCCUUCCUUCUUGGCGUGGUCGAGAAGGUCAACAAGAGCCUGUCCGGUGACAACACCAGGCUUGACAGAGGCAGGGAGCUUGGCGAAAGCCUGCGAGUCACGUAAAAUUGUUGAUAUAGUGUAAGCGUCGAGCGAAUUCCGUGGAAAAACAAAUGAAAGUGAGCAUAAAAUAAGUCGAUUAAGAGGAAUUCGCAAAAAUAAUUUUACGAUAACUAAGUGCCAAAGCAUCAGUUCCCCGCAAGGAUGAUUGAUUCUCAACCAUUGCUUAUAGACCUGAGACAGAAAAAUGACACACCUUGGUCUCUUCAGCGGCUUCAGUGGCCAUGUUGAGAGGGGCAGUUCGUCCCUGGAAGCCAGUGCUGGGGGCAAAGGCAGCGGCGGAACCGGCGGUGGCAAGGAAGGCGAAGGUGGAGAAUUUCAUUUUGCUAUUUGAUUGAUGUCGGUGCUCGUGUUGUGAGAUGAACGGGUCCAAACGAAGUUUUUGGAAUCUUUCUCGGUUGAUUGAGACUUUGCGCUACGUAGUGUACAUACGGUAAGAAAACGCACGAUACCAC
Messenger RNA from Pseudo-nitzschia multistriata, 1845 nucleotides. The record is from the annotation of a GenBank genome assembly. NCBI's taxonomy places the organism in Eukaryota, Bacillariophyta, Bacillariophyceae, Bacillariales, Bacillariaceae.